This is a messenger RNA of Lasiodiplodia theobromae, 858 nucleotides long. RefSeq lists its product as uncharacterized. Lineage: Eukaryota; Fungi; Ascomycota; Dothideomycetes; Botryosphaeriales; Botryosphaeriaceae. The transcript has a single exon. The record is from RefSeq and is a predicted model, not a curated record. The coding region runs from base 1 to 858 and encodes 285 amino acids.
AUGGCAGUGUCUGAAACGGUCAGCGUGGCCGACGACUCGGAGCUCAUCUACGAAAAGCUGGAUCUCGUCAUCGACGGCGUUAAAGUCCAACUCUCUACUGUCCGGCGUUCUACCAGCACGCGUCUCGCACCUAUCCUCUUCCUCCACGGCUUCGGUUCUACGAAAGAAGACUACGUCGACCUUGCAUACCACCCCUCCUUUGUCGACCGGCCAUUCAUCGCCUAUGACGCGCCCGGCUGCGGGUCGACGUACUGCUCCGACCUCUCUGCGAUCAACAUUCCUUUCCUCGUCCAAACUGCGGUGGCCGUCCUCCAGCACUUCAGCAUACCACGCUUCCACCUGGUCGGUCACUCGAUGGGCGGGCUCACCGGCCUCGUUCUUGCCUCGCAGGCCUCCUCGACAAACGUCUCGGUCCUCUCUUUCUGCUCUAUCGAAGGCAACCUCGCGCCCGAAGACUGCUUUCUCUCGCGUCAAAUCGUCACGCACGACCACGCCGACGCGGCGACUUUUCUAUCCCUCUUCGUCGAGCGCGGGCGGCGAUCUCCCGCUUUCUCGUCCGCACUUCAUGCGGCCGGUGUGCCACAAAAGGUGCGGGCCGGCGCCGUGCGCGGUAUCUUCGAGUCCAUGGUUCGUUUUUCGGACGACGAAGACCUGAUGGGCUGGUUUCUGGGUCUGUGCUGCCCGAAGAUGUUCAUGUAUGGCGAGCGCAACAAGGGGUUGACGUACCUACCAAAACUGGAGAAAACAGGGCAGGUGGAGUUGGCUGAGGUGCCGCUUUGUGGGCAUUUUCCAAUGUACAGCAAUCCGGUUGAGAUGUGGAAGAGAUUGGGAGCCUUCUGGGAGGCGACGGGGGUUUGA